AUGCCAACGCAGCUCAAGACGGAGCCAGGUGUCUCUGGAACCGACACGGGUACGCCAGCUCCUUCCACCCGGGAGCAAGCCCGAGCAACAGCAACAUCUGCCCAGACGCGGUUCGGAACGCCGUCGAGGAUCGGGGAGAAACCGCCGUCUGUUGCUUCGACACCGUCCAGUGCCCCGCCCGCUGUUCCUGCAUUCGACGGUGGCAGUGUGCUGCAAGCCAGGAAGAAGAUGGCUGCUCAGGCUGAGCGCUUCUCUCAUAACCGUAUCCUGGACUUCGGCAUCAAGGUCAGGGCGGUUCGGGUCGGCACCGAGUCACAACACACCGACUUCACAGUGCACGAGAACUUGCUCAGGCGCUCGCCUUUCUUCGUCAGUCCACUUGACCCCUGCGGCUCCGGAGAUGCUGGCGCCUUUACCGCGUUGCCAGACCACAAACCGACCGCUUUCACCGUCUACGUCCAGUGGCUAUACUCGGGUCGUCUCCACACGAAACCUUCCAAGGAGGAAACCACAGCAGUCGGAGACCCUCUUCGUCGCCAAGAGUGGUUAAAGCUCGUGGAUGCUUAUAUCCUCGGAGAGUAUCUGGGCGAUAUCGACUUUCGGGACACGGUCAUUGACGCCAUGCUGGGAUGGUUUCACGAGGCGCAGACACAGGACAGGACUAGCUUACUCGAUAGUGUCGGAGAGGUCUACAUGGAAACGUCUCCUGGGAGCCCUCUUUGCCGGCUAUUGUCCGAUAUAGUGGCGUGGCACUUCGAGGACAGGACGCUCCAGGAGAUGAAGGUGAAGCAGACCUCCUUUCAACUUCCACCUGCCUUCCUCUUGGAUACACUCGUAAAGCUGUCCUCUCGCUUUCAAGGCGCGGGCAUGGCAGCUUUCGGCCGUGGCUCGCCGGUGAAUGCGGGACGUGGAACUUGCAUCUACCAUUGUCAUGGUCCCGGAGACAAGGCUUGCUACAAGACGUGGCGAGAAGAGUGAGCAAUGGACUGUAGAUGGAAUUGGUUAUUGCGAG
Messenger RNA from Trematosphaeria pertusa, 1012 nucleotides. RefSeq lists its product as uncharacterized. The coding region runs from base 1 to 978 and encodes 325 amino acids. NCBI's taxonomy places the organism in Eukaryota, Fungi, Ascomycota, Dothideomycetes, Pleosporales, Trematosphaeriaceae. The transcript is spliced from 3 exons. The record is from RefSeq and is a predicted model, not a curated record.